Messenger RNA from Hyaloscypha bicolor E, 1795 nucleotides. RefSeq lists its product as uncharacterized. The record is from RefSeq and is a predicted model, not a curated record. Gene Ontology annotation, molecular function: DNA binding; DNA-binding transcription factor activity, RNA polymerase II-specific. The transcript is spliced from 4 exons. Gene Ontology annotation, biological process: regulation of DNA-templated transcription. The coding region runs from base 114 to 1688 and encodes 524 amino acids. NCBI's taxonomy places the organism in Eukaryota, Fungi, Ascomycota, Leotiomycetes, Helotiales, Hyaloscyphaceae.
ACGCCGAAGGUAAGGUUUCAGCCAUUAUCCUCUUUCCUUCCCGACUUACGGUUUGCGAUCAGAAGCCAGAUGGGGAAUCCAUAAGUCCAGCGCUUGUCGACAAAAUAAAAGCCAUGCUUGGUGAAUUGGGGUAUACUCCCGCUGUCAAUGACCUACCACGGAAGUUCGGGAUCACAAAGUGGAAUUACCUGCGAUGGUACAGGGAGCAAGAGCAAGAGGAGGAGGAAGCCCAAGAGGACCAAGGGCAGCCACAGGAGCAAGGGCAUCCACAGGAUCAAGGACUACCACCGGAGCAAGGACAGCCACAGGAGAAGGAGAAGCCACAAGAGCAGCAAGAGAAAGUUGAAAUAAGGGUUUCCCCUCAACCGGCAGCGCAAUGGUCUUCUGUCAAUUCUCCCAGGCCCUUUCCCGUAGCAUCCAAGUCCCCUUCCGUCGAGGAGGCAAAAACUACGGGUUUUAAGACCGAAGGUCCUCUACGCACUGCUCUUCCAGAAGAAACCGCCAGUGUUUCUCCGGCACCGUCGACCAAGAAACCGAGAAGCACUGCUUUUCGCUUUACACCGGAACAAAGAGCCUAUCUCGAAGAAAAGGUUGCAAGAACUGGGUCGAAUCCAGACGUCUAUAGCAGGAUAGAAAUGGCGAAUGAAUUAGGUGUCGAGGAAAAGACCAUAAGGAAUUGGUUUAUUAACCAUCGUCAAAAGACAAACAGGAGGAGUCUGGAAGACCGCCCACGGGAAGACUUCUCAUAUGCGAACGAGUAUUCCCUCCCAACAACGGCUGGGAAGCGAGCGCAGGGGUCAAUGGAAGGUCAUGAAAUUAUCGAGGUAGCCCCACGAGGCCAAGGAGACCCUCCAGCAUAUGGACAUCAACACAAAAAACCUCGACUGGACGAAGAACUGAGGCCAAACAUGGCAGACCAACCGCCAACAGUCAGUCCUCCCAUGAGCGAACCCAUCAACAUUAUCCGCAAGAUAGCACCUGCACGUGCACCGGAGGAAGUUACCCCGAACCGAGGACCACCAGAAGCCCCUCCACCUCCAGUCCAACAACAACAACAACAACCUCACAUCUGGGUCCAAGACGGCCCACCUCCACCCCUGCGUACUGGUCCCCUUCAUCAGGCCCGAGCUACGCAUGAAUCGCCGUACGGGCCCCCACCACAUCCACGACACAGCAUGCAUCCCGAGCCCUCACCUCCUCACCCCCAUUCGGCGCCAAGACCUCCGCCUCCCACACACAUCCUCGAAAGCCAAAGUUUCCAGCCUGUGAAUAAGCCUCCUGCAGACUACGAACCCGUCACCCCCAUCUCCUGGAACGCCAAACCUUCCGCGAGCGGGAGCUCACAGUCACGAUACAGCAAUGACACCAAACCGAGUUCAACAACGCCUCAGCCAAUCGAGAACGACAGAAUCUGGGCGUCAAGAAGAGUUCCCGAGAUCCAGGCGCAGAUCUUGGUACUGAAUCGCGACAGCAAUUCCCGCGUCGGGAUCAUCAGCAAGCUGGAGCAGGAGCUAGAGGAUGUGAAGCACCGAGCCAACGCGCUGGAGCUUGCGAAGCAGAGUGAGAUUGCAAGAGUGGUGGCGGAGAUGGAGAGGAAUUAUGAGAGGGAGCUUGCGAAGUGUGAGAAGAAGAUGAUGAGUUAUCAAGCGCUUGUUGAUUUGGAUAAUGAUUCAGAGGCAAGUAAUUAAGCGGUUGCUUCAUUCGACUCGAGGUAUAUAGGGGGGGCUCGUUUCAUUGGUUGUAAUCCCAGGGCAUGGAACUUGAAGCACAGAAAUUGUGCCCAGGAGUUCGGGGC